This is a messenger RNA of Stegastes partitus (bicolor damselfish), 1121 nucleotides long. It is a transcript of the gene bet1, whose product is annotated as Bet1 golgi vesicular membrane trafficking protein. The record is from RefSeq and is a predicted model, not a curated record. NCBI's taxonomy places the organism in Eukaryota, Metazoa, Chordata, Actinopteri, Pomacentridae. The transcript has 4 exons. The coding region runs from base 130 to 468 and encodes 112 amino acids.
AGCCGACGUGUACUGUGUAGUUUCCCUUAGCCGGCUGCUGAUAACGGUAACAUCCAGCUGCUUUAGUCUCCGUUUGUUUUCUGACACGUUACACAUACGACUGGACAGUGUUCACUUUAGUGGGUCGAGAUGAGGCGCGCCGGACUGGGUGAAGGACAUUCUGGGAAUUAUGUGGCCAGUGGGUACAGUGUGCAUGAAGAGGAGAAUGAACAUCUACAGGAGGGACUCCGAGCUAAAGUCAGCGCUUUGAAAAGCCUGACAAUUGAUAUCGGGACGGAGGUCAAAUACCAGAACAAAAUGCUGGACGACAUGGAUUCAGAUUUUGACUCAACAGGUGGACUGCUCGGCGCCACCAUCGGCAGAGUCAAGCAGCUGUCCAGAGGCAGUCAGACCAAACUCUUGUGCUACAUGCUGCUCUUCUGCUUUUUUGUCUUCUUUAUCCUGUACUGGUUCAUCAAGCUGAGGUGAUAAGAGGACUCUGUUGGACUUGGCCCAUUAGCUCCACAUCUUUCCAGUCUGUGCCACGCUGAUAUGUCUCUAAGCUAAAUCAACAGAACAGUGAUGAUGAUAAAAGGCAGGGUUCUUUUUUUUUUUUGGUUUAUAAUAUCUCAGCUUUUUAUGUGCCCUGAUGUCUGAGCAUUUCAUACAGUGACCACAGUUUGAGUUGUGAAAUCACUCCUAUGCGAUUUGAUGGAGUCUCAGAAAUCUAGACUGGGUUAGAAAAGUGGAUAAGGAGAUGAUUAAUGAUCCCGGGAAGUGUUGCGAAGUAAACUGUACGUACACCAAAAGCAGGCAAUGCCAGAUUAUCUUUGUACUUUUGUAUGUACUUGAUAACUGGCCAGUUUGUAACAAUAUAAGCAUCUAACACUUCCAGAAAAAACUGUGUCAAAAACUUUGAUUCAGCAACAAAUGUGUGGAAUAGUUGAUCAUAUGGCACGAGGUGUCUUAAAGGUGAUUAAGCUAUAGAGCGACAACUUAAACAGUUCAGUGUGUUUGCUUUCAAGAAUGAAUGGAUCUGUUGCAUCAUUUGACAACCAUACACACAAUGGUAAUGCACCUCAUUGUUUAGAUUUUGUUGUAAAAAUGUUGGAAAUGUAAAUAAACAUAUUUUAUGCUUUGAA